Molecule: messenger RNA, 1110 nt
Organism: Aureobasidium pullulans EXF-150
Lineage: Eukaryota; Fungi; Ascomycota; Dothideomycetes; Dothideales; Saccotheciaceae
Exons: 2
Coding region: 1-1110 (369 amino acids)
Source: RefSeq, a predicted model, not a curated record
AUGGAUCAACUGCAACCUACACCUUCGCCCAACAAACGCCAGCGUCCUGAGCCAGAGAAUAACAAUUCGACCUUGGAGCCAUCGACCAAGAGAGUCAAGAUACUCCAACCAGCACGCUUCUCAUCUUCGGAACCGGCAGAGCAGAACAAAAUCCUCGACACUGUGCCAGAGGCCGAACAUCUUCCAUGGCUCUCUGAAUCCGACAAGUCAGUCAUUGAAAGUCUGGGAUUCAAUGUUCCUGUCAAGAAUCCCACCGCCGCUGCCACCAGGUACCAGUACUUCGUCCCCUUUACCCUGGUAGAGGCCAAUCUCGAAGUCACUCAGACCUAUCAUCACUGGUGCGAGUUAUUCGGUACUAUCUGUGACCCGUCCGGGACCACCGGAGGACUCCGCGAGCGGUUCUGCAAUGUGCAGCACAAGGUCUUGUUUUUCCAGGAGGACUCGUUGAAGCCUCAUCCUUACCAUGGCGUGGUCGAGGGCAAUCGUCUUGUUAUCCACCUCUUCCGCCGUAAGCCCACGAAGUCAGACCGCGACUUCGAAGAGUUGCAGGACAAUUUCAAGGAGGAGAUCAAGAUUAUGGAGUCCGCAGAUGGCAAGUACAAGAUAAGCGACCUGAGAAACUUGGUCCUUUGCACCAGGCUCACACUCGCUCAACGUCAGACGCUGUCCAUUGCUGCUCAGGUUGGCCUCAGAGUCGGAGCUGGAGCUGAAGACCUGGACGACUACAAGCGGCUUCUUGUCCAGAUAUCCGAAGCCAACCGCAAGGCGCAAAAUGACCACGACAACAACCCUCAUCUCAACCACAACAACAACGGGAGUGCCGACGAGGACGACCUUCACGAGCAAGACCUGGAGCCUGAGGAACAACUUACACACAAUUCAUACGCAGAACUCAGAGCGAUGUUUGACGACCCUGAGGUCAGAGAAGCAUGGGGUGAUGAGCUUUACACCGCAGUUUGGAAGGCCAAGUUGGAGGAGAUGGACGAAGACCAUUUGAUCAACCUUGACCGCGACAAUAUUCCUGAGGAGUUUCACAUCAUGUUGAGCCAGAUCAUUGAGCAGAAGGCUCAUGACAAGAGAGCUGCCGUCCUUGAUGCUUUGGAUGAAUGA